Molecule: messenger RNA, 3371 nt
Organism: Elgaria multicarinata webbii
Lineage: Eukaryota; Metazoa; Chordata; Lepidosauria; Squamata; Anguidae
Gene: RASAL3
Product: RAS protein activator like 3
Exons: 19
Coding region: 22-3249 (1075 amino acids)
Biological process (GO): regulation of GTPase activity
Source: RefSeq, a predicted model, not a curated record
UUCAUCACAGGAAGCACCCGGAUGGAGGCUCCCCAGAAACCCAGGCCCGGAGCAGAGGCCCCCUCCUUGCUGAGGUCCUACAGGUGGCAGACAGUUCCACGACAUGGCGAGAGGGAGCCAGAGCUGGGUUCUAACCAUCACAGCUCAGAGAGCAGCAAGUGCCGGGGCAAGCUGCAGAAAUGGAAGCGAGUCCAAAGCCAGACAGAAAGUGAACUUCCUCUGCCUAGCCGUGAACAGCCGCCACCAGUGGCCCACCAAGACAACCGAGCUGCUACCAAGAGGUCUGUGUUCCAGAGGGCUUUCUCUACCCCUGCCAAGAUGACGAAGGGCCGGGACGGAAGCAGUAAGCUGAGUCUAAGGAAGUACCUACGCUCCAUGUCCAGCCGGAGGAACCAGGAGGGUACCCCCCGGUCAGAAAGGGAGACCAAGGAAGCAAGCAAAGGUGACGAUUCUGCUGUCCAGUUGUCUCGAUUGGCUCCUGGUGUGUCUCCUGAUGCUCCCCUCUGGGACGUGGCCAAUGUGUCUCUGCUGGAUCGACAAUUAGUGACCCUUGGCAGGGAUGAGGAGGAUCUGCUCCAGAACCGGAAACGGACCAGCAGUUCUGUUUCAGAGAUGUCCAGCGAGGGACGAAGUUUUCUGGACUCACAAGCCCCUGAAAAAAGGCCUGUCCAGGAGGCUUCUAACGGGACACAGCUCAGCAACGUGAAGGGUCUGCUGUGGAGACGCAUCAGGGACCGGAAAGGGCGGAACCACGCCAAGACUGACUCCUCCGCCAGGCCGGCUGUGAAUGGCAACAGGGAGGCCCUGUCUGGUCCGUCUGUUCUCCUCAACUUGGCCAAUGAGAAGGAUGCCUUAAUCCGCCCCCUUCAUGGCAGUCUUCUGGGAGAACGGUUCUGCUUUGAGGUGCUGAGCGCUGAGGGGCGGUGCUGCUUCCGCUGCUCAUCUGCCUCUGAGAGGACCCGCUGGAUGGACGACUUGCGCCGACUUGUCCAGCCCAGUAUGGACAACUGUGAACGGACUGAACGUGCGCUGAGCCUUUGGGUGUACGAAGCCCGGGACCUGCCUCCCAAGAAGCACUAUCUCUGUGAGCUGCGACUGGAUGGGGCCCUGUACGCCCGCAGCACACGCAAGCAAGCCAGCUCCACUGGCACUAUCUUCUGGGGGGAGCACUUUGACCUGAAGACUCUGCCCCCAGCCGUGGAACUGCAGGUCUGCCUGGUGCAGGAGGAGGAGGGGCAGAGGCAAAAGGACGGCCCCGUUGCCAGCAUGGCCGUUCCCCUGAAGGACCUGGCGGCUGUGCGCCAGCCCUUGGAGAGAUGGCACCCCCUGGGCAGGGACAGGCCAAAUGUGCCCACCCUCCGGCUGCGGGGGCGCUACUGCAACAUCCGCGUGCUGCCCAUCGUGCAAUACAAAGAGUUUGCCGAGUACCUCACCUUCCACUAUCGGGAGCUGUGUGCUGGGUUAGAGCACAGCCUCAGCACCAGGGACAAGGAGGAGCUGACCGGCGUCCUGGUGCGCGUGUUGCAAAGCACAGGCAAAGCCAAGGACUUUCUCAUUGACUUGGGUGUGGCAGAACUGGACCGUUUUGAUGAGCGGGAAGCAUUGAUUUUCCGUGAGAACACGCUUGCCACCAAGGCGAUUGAUGAAUAUAUGAAACUCGUGGGAGGCCCAUACCUCUUGGCCACGCUGAGUGAUGUUGUGUCCCGUCCACACUCUUUGGAUGAGAGCUGUGAAGUGGACCCCAGCAAAUGUGCACCCUGUGACCUGGCUGACAACCGCAGCAACUUACAGCAUAUCUGUGAAGAGGUCUUCCAGAGGAUUGCUGUGUCCAGCCACUCUUUCCCAGCCGAGCUGAGCGAGGUCUUCACUGCCUGGCAGGAGGCGUGCCAGUUUCGGGGCAAGGCAGGCAUUGGCCAGCGGCUCAUCUCCGCAUCGCUCUUCUUGCGCUUCCUCUGCCCAGCCAUCAUGUCCCCCAGCCUCUUUGGCCUCACUCAAGAAUACCCGGACGACACCACCUCCCGCACCCUCACCCUGGUAGCCAAGGUCAUCCAGAAUCUGGCAAACUUUACCACCUUUGGGGAGAAGGAGGCUUAUAUGAGCUUCAUGAAUGCAUUCCUGGAGCGCAACUGGGGCACCAUGAAGUCAUUUCUCAGCAGCGUCUCGAGCCCUGGCGGCGCCCUCCACUUGGCUGCCUACGACGACUCCAUCGACCUCGCUCUGGAAUUGUCCGUCCUGCACUCCCUGCUCUGCAACAUCUUCUCCUCCCUGGACGAGGGGAGCCAGGCGAGACUGGAGCCGCUGCCCACGAUCCUCCGUGCCAUCCAAGAGGGGACGCCGGUGCCCGUCUCCGUGAGACUUGGGCCCAACACAGAGGAGAGACAGUCAGAAAACCAGAAGCCAGGAUUUGUGCCGCCGCGGGAGCUGGACAAACACAGCCCUCUGAUCAAGAGCCAGUCCAUGACCAGCAUCCAGAAGGGCCGAGGCAAAGACGAGCCACUGGCCCCUUUGCAGUCUGCCAAAACCAGGAGCAAAGUGCAUCGCACCCAGAGCGUCCCCACCCAGAGCAAGGCAGCCCGACGUCUCCACAAGCAGAGCAGCACGGAGCAUGUGGCCGACAGCCAGGAGAGCAGUCCUCAGCCGUGCACUUCGUACCCCUACGGUGGCAGCGGCAGCGGCAGCAGCAAACCCCCCCAGGGGUAUUCAAAGCUCCGCCCAUCUGCAUCACUGCCCCGGAAACCCACCGUGCCCUGGCUACGACACUCUGAGGAGGCUGCUGCAGCGCAAAGUGGCCUGUACGCCACGCAGCCACUGGAACAGUAUGGGAAGCAGAUGGAGGAGCUGCAGGCCGAGCUGACCAGAACCAGGGAGAAGCAGCAAUUCCUGCAGGAACAGCUGGAGAGACAGAAUACCCAGAAUCAAACGCUCAUGGAAGAGCAGACCAAGUUCCAGGAGCGAGAAAAGGCUCUCUGCCAGAAGCUGGAGGAGACGGAGAGCUGCCUUGUGCAGCUGAGCAGCAGGGUGUCAGGUGUAGAAGCCAGCUGGAAGAAGGAUCAUGAGAAGCUUCGAGCCAGUGAAGAGAAGACCAAAAAUCUGGAGUGCCGCCUGUUCAGAAUGGAGAAGGACCACGACCAGCUUCUCCGUGCUGUCAGCCAUAUGCUGGGCUACCGAGGAAAUCCUUCCAAUUCACUGCAGCGACAGCUCUCGGGGCCCGUGUGGGUGAACAGGACUGAGAACAGGGAUGAGGCCUAGCCCAGAUUCCUCUGUAUUCCCGAAUGCAAAGCAGGCACAUCCGUGACAGACCCUGCCUAAAACUCUCCCCUCGGACAGAAGAGCCACAAAUGUCUUGCAGAGGCCUCAAGCGACACGAACAU